Molecule: messenger RNA, 1824 nt
Organism: Synchytrium microbalum
Lineage: Eukaryota; Fungi; Chytridiomycota; Chytridiomycetes; Synchytriales; Synchytriaceae
Exons: 7
Coding region: 1-1824 (607 amino acids)
Molecular function (GO): hydrolase activity, hydrolyzing O-glycosyl compounds
Source: RefSeq, a predicted model, not a curated record
AUGGUGUCCAAAGAAGUGUUUUUGAACGCUGGCCUCAACAAUUGGGGAGUUCAGAGCAUCAAAUCAGAUGCCGACAAAGCUUCCAUCAGGAACCAAAAGGCUAGGACAUGGAAGACUCGAGUCCUCCUCCCCAUCUUGAUUCUUGGAGUUCUGGGCUCAGUAGGUCUGACAACAGGCAUAGUCUUGUAUAAACGAAGCCUUGCAUCGUCGCCGGAUACCAUACAACCAGACUCUUCAAACACCACAAUCCCUGCUUCAGCUCCCACUGCUACCAUCACUCCCAAUACUACCCUUCCCAAUAUCACCACUCCAGCCAACACAACAAACACUACUCAACCCCCGAUCUAUAUUUCGCCAUUCGUCGUACUCAACUAUUCCAAUGCAGUGGUUAUUCCCGCAAAUCUCGUCGCUGGAACAACAAACUCUGUAAAUGGGGCAGAUUGGUUAGGAUUCGGUACAUCUCUGUCCUGGUGGGCUCGCUGGAUUGGUGACCACUAUUACGGACUCUCCAAGUUUGAUAGAGUCAUGGACCAGCUAUUUAAUGUGACUAGUGGACUGGGCUUGACUGUUGUCAGAUAUAAUCUCGGAGCUACCAAUCCACCAGGACCCUCAUCAUACACAAAUAUAGUUGACAUGCCAGCAGUGCAAUCAUCUGCUAAUGCUCCGUUUAACUGGACUGUGGAUCAAGGACAACGUAGAGUCUUGCUUGCUGCAAUUCAAAAGGGAGUCCAGACAACAGAAUUGUUUGCCAGCUCUCCACCUCAAUGGAUGACAAUCAGUGGUGUUAGUUGUGGCGCGCAAGGUUACGGAAAUAACUUGGCAACAUCCCAAUUUCAGUCAUAUGCAAAUUACAUUGUACAGACUCUCUUGUACUACAAAGAUACCUGGAACAUAUCGAUUUACAGUGUGGCUCCCUUCUCAGAGCCAACAUCUAAUUGGUGGGGUCUUCCGAAUUGGUGCAAUCAAGAGGGUUGCCAUUUCGAUGCCGGUCAACUCGGACCCAUGAUGAACACUCUUACAAACACCAUAGCCAGCAACGGUUUAAAUACUAUAGUAGCAGGCUCAGACGAAGUCGACUAUGCAGUUGCCGGAUCCGUGUUGAAUGGAAUGUCACAAACCGACCUAAAUAGCUUCCAAAGGAUCAACGUCCAUGGUUAUUUUGACCCAACGGCCGCAGUGCGCAAGUCGUUUGCGGCUGUUGCGCAAAGUGUCAACAAGAAAGUUUGGAUGUCAGAACUUGGAACGGCUGGUGAAAACAUGCUCCCAGUCACAUACGGAAUCCGCAACAUUGGCGCUAUCGGACUAGCCAGAAACAUCAUUGGCGACAUAUACUUUAUCGGUGUCACCGCAUGGGUUUAUUGGCAGGCCAUCGACCAAGGCGACUGGGGCUUCAUAGUAACCACAUCAGGUGUCCUAGACCCAGACAUUGCCUACAUUGGCAAACAGUAUUUCGUAAUGAUGCAAUUCUCGAGAUGGUUGCGACCUGGUAUGGAUCUCAUACGUGUUGAGCAGGGUGAUACGCCAGCCGUGCUAGUGGGUCGAUCGGUGGCGAAUAGACAGAUCGUAAUAGUUGCCAUGAACCAAAAUAAUGCCAACACGUCGUAUUCGGUUGAUAUCAGCGGGUAUGCAUAUGGGUUGAAUGCUACAUUGAGGACGGCAGACGUGUCUAUGGCUGUGUAUAGGACGAGUGAUUCAGAAGAUCAUGCGCUUGUGCCGCUGUCGGCAAGUUUUGGAUAUGGUAGUAACGCAGUGGUCUUGUUGGCAAACUGUCCGCCAAAUACGGUUACUACGGUUAUACUUUAUGGGCUUACUUGGGUUGCCUAG